AUGGUGCAGACCCACCGAGGUCACAUGGUGCAGACCCACCGAGCUCCUCUGCAGCUGCUGCCGCUGUUCAGUCCGGGCCAACUUUCUCCGGAUCGCCGUCGCUUCCUGUGGUUAUUUUGGGAUCUUCCUACCACAGUCCUCCCACAGUCCUCCCACAGUCCUCCCACAGUCCUCCCACAGUCCUCCCACAGUCCUCCCACAGUCCUCCCACAGUCCUCCCACAGUCCUCCCACUGUCCUCCCACAGUCCUCCCACAGUCCUCCCACUGUCCUCCCACAGUCCUCCCACUGUCCUCCCACAGUCCUCCCACAGUCCUCCCACAGUCCUCCCACUGUCCUCCCACAGUCCUCCCACUGUCCUCCCACAGUCCUCCCACAGUCCUCCCACAGUCCUCCCACAGUCCUCCCACUGUCCUCCCACAGUCCUCCCACAGUCCCUCCCACAGUCCUCCCACAGUCCUCCCACAGUCCUCCCACUGUCCUCCCACAGUCCUCCCACAGUCCUCCCACGUCCUCCCACAGUCCUCCCACAGUCCCUCCCACAGUCCCUCCCACAGUCCUCCCACAGUCCUCCCACAGUCCUCCCACAGUCCUCCCACAGUCCUCCCACAGUCCUCCCACUGUCCUCCCACAGUCCUCCCACAGUCCUCCCACAGUCCUCCCACAGUCCUCCCACAGUCCUCCCACAGUCCUCCCACAGUCCUCCCACAGUCCUCCCACUGUCCUCCCACAGUCCUCCCACAGUCCUCCCACGUCCUCCCACAGUCCUCCCACGUCCCCACAGUCCUCCCAGUCCUCCCACAGUCCCGUCCCACAGUCCUCCCACGUCCUCCACAGUCCUCCCACUGUCCUCCCACAGUCCUCCCACUGUCCUCCCCACAGUCCUACCACAGUCCUCCACAGUCCUCCCACAGUCCUCCCACAGUCCUCCCACUGUCCUCCCUCACGUCCUCCACAGUCCUCCCACAGUCCUCCCACAGUCCUCCCACAGUCCUCCCACAGUCCUCCCACAGUCCUCCCACUGUCCUCCCACAGUCCUCCCCACUGUCCUCCCACAGUCCUCCCACUGUCCUCCACAGUCCUCCCACAGUCCUCCCACAGUCCUCCCACGUCCUCCCACAGUCCUCCCACAGUCCUCCCACAGUCCUCCCACAGUCCUCCCACAGUCCUCCCACAGUCCUCCCACAGUCCUCCCACAGUCCUCCCACAGUCCUCCCACAGUCCUCCCACAGUCCUCCCACAGUCCUCCCACAGUCCUCCCACAGUCCCCCCACAGUCCUCCCACAGUCCUCCCACAGUCCUCCCACAGUCUCCCACGUCCUCCCACAGUCCUCCCACUGUCCUCCCACUGUCCUCCCACAGUCCUCCCACUGUCCUCCCACAGUCCUACCACAGUCCUCCCACAGUCCUCCCACAGUCCUCCCACAGUCCUCCCACAGUCCUCCCACAGUCCUCCCACAGUCCUCCCACUGUCCUCCCACUGUCCUCCCACUGUCCACGUCCCACUGUCCUCCCACUGUCCUCCCACAGUCCUCCCACAGUCCUCCCACUGUCCUCCCACUGUCCUCCCACAGUCCUCCCACUGUCCUCCCACUGUCCUCCCAGUCCUCCCAGUCCUCCCAGUCCUCCCACUGUCCCCCACAGUCCUCCCACUGUCCUCCCACUGUCCUCCCACAGUCCUCCCACUGUCCUCCCACUGUCCUCCCACAGUCCUCCCACAGUCCUCCCACAGUCCUCCCACUGUCCUCCCACAGUCCUCCCACUGUCCUCCCACAGUCCUCCCACAGUCCUCCCACUGUCCUCCCACAGUCCUCCCACUGUCCUCCCACAGUCCUCCCACAGUCCUCCCACUGUCCUCCCACAGUCCUCCCACUGUCCUCCCACAGUCCUCCCACAGUCCUCCCACAGUCCUCCCACAGUCCUCCCACUGCCCUCCCACAGUCCUCCCACAGUCCUCCCACUGUCCUCCCACAGUCCUCCCACUGUCCUCCCACUGCCCUCCCACAGUCCUCCCACAGUCCUCCCACUGUCCUCCCACAGUCCUCCCACAGUCCUCCCACAGUCCUCCCACUGUCCUCCCACUACAUCUUCAUCAUCAUCACCUCCACACCUGAUUUACCUGCCCACCCUCCCCCACACUCACACCCUCACCCUCCCCCACACCCUCCCCCUCACUCACACCCUCCCCGCUCCAGAGACCACAUCAUCCCUGUCCUCAACCAACUCCACUGGCUCAAUACAAGGAGCUCCUUCUCACCUCCUAACCUGCUCCUCCAUCAUCAAUGACCUCCUUCAUCAUCCCCCACCCCACAGACCCUCAGACCUCCUCACUCCCUCAGACCUCCUCACUCCCUCAGACCUCCUCACUCCCUCAGACCUCCUCACUCCCUCAGACCUCCUCACUCCCUCAGACCUCCUCACUCUCUCAGACCUCCUCACUCCCUCAGACCUCCUCACUCCCCUCAGACUUCCUCACUCCCUCAGACCUCCUCACUCCCCCAGACCUCCUCACUCCCUCAGACCUCCUCACUCCCUCAGACUCCUCCUCCCUCAGACCUCCUCACUCCCUCAGACCUCCUCACUCCCUCAGACCUCCUCACUCCCUCAGACCUCCUCACUCCCUCAGACCUCCUCACUCCCUCAGACCUCCUCACUCCCUCAGACCUCCUCCUCAGACCUCCUCACUCCCUCAGACCUCCUCACUCCCUCAGACCUCCUCACUCCCUCAGACCUCCUCACUCCCUCAGACCUCCUCACUCCCUCAGACCUCCUCACUCCCUCAGACCUCCUCACUCCCUCAGACCUCCUCACUCCCUCAGACCUCCUCACUCCCUCAGACCUCCUCACUCCCUCAGACCUCCUCACUCCCUCAGACCUCCUCACUCCCUCAGACCUCCUCACUCCCUCCAGACCUCCUCACUCCCUCAGACCUCCUCACUCCCUCAGACCUCCUCACUCCCUCAGACCUCCUCACUCCCUCAGACUCCUCACCCCUCAGACUCUCCCUCAGACCUCCUCACUCCCUCAGACCUCCUCCUCCUCCUCAACUCCUCACUCCCUCAGACCUCCUCACUCCCUCAGACCUCCUCACUCCCUCAGACCUCCUCACUCCCUCAGACCUCCUCACUCCCUCAGACCUCCUCACUCCCUCAGACCUCCUCACUCCCUCAGACCUCCUCACUCCCUCAGACCUCCUCACUCCCCUCAGACCUCCUCACUCCCUCAGACCUCCUCACUCCCUCAGACCUCCUCACUCCCUCAGACCUCCUCACUCCCUCAGACCUCCUCACUCCCUCAGACCUCCUCACUCCCCUCAGACCUCCUCACUCCCUCAGACCUCCUCACUCCCCUCAGACCUCCUCACUCCCCUCAGACCUCCUCACUCCCUCAGACCUCCUCACUCCCUCAGACCUCCUCACUCCCUCAGACCUCCUCACUCCCUCAGACCUCCUCACUCCCUCAGACCUCCUCAGACCUCCCAUCCCUCAGACCUCCUCACUCCCUCAGACCUCCUCACUCCCUCAGACCUCCUCACUCCCCUCAGACCUCCUCACUCCCCCUCAGACCUCCUCACUCCCUCAGACCUCCUCACUCCCUCAGACCUCCUCACUCCCUCAGACCUCCUCACUCCCUCAGACCUCCUCACUCCCUCAGACCUCCUCACUCCCCUCAGACCUCCUCACUCCCUCAGACCUCCUCACUCCCCUUAGACCUCCUCACUCCCUCAGACCUCCUCACUCCCUCAGACCUCCUCACUCCCUCAGACCUCCUCACCCCCCUCAGACCUCCUCACUCCCUCACACCUCCUCACUCCCUCAGACCUCCUCACUCCCUCAGACCUCCUCACUCCCUCAGACCUCCUCACUCCCUCAGACCUCCUCACUCCCUCAGACCUCCUCACUCCCUCAGACCUCCUCACUCCCUCAGACCUCCUCACUCCCUCAGACCUCCUCACUCCCUCAGACCUCCUCCUCCCCCAGACCUCCUCACUCCCUCAGACCUCCUCACUCCCUCAGACCUCCUCACUCCCUCAGACCUCCUCACUCCCUCAGACCUCCUCACUCCCUCAGACCUCCUCACUCCCUCAGACCUCCUCACUCCCCAGACCUCUCACUCCCUCCCUCAGACCUCCUCACUCCCUCAGACCUCCUCACUCCCCUCAGACCUCCUCACUCCCCUCAGACCUCCUCACUCCCUCAGACCUCCUCACUCCCUCAGACCUCCUCACUCCCCCAGACCUCCUCACUCUCUCAGACCUCCUCACUCCCUCAGACCUCCUCACUCCCCCAGACCUCCUCACUCCCUCAGACCUCCUCACUCCUCAGACCUCCUCACUCUCAGACCCACAGACUCAGACCUCCUCACUCCCUCAGACCUCCUCACUCCCUCAGACCUCCUCACUCCCCCAGACCUCCUCACUCUCUCAGACCUCCUCACUCCCUCAGACCUCCUCACUCUCUCAGACCUCCUCACUCCCUCAGACCUCCUCACUCCCCUCAGACCUCCUCACUACUCCCUCAGACCUCCUCACUCUCUCAGACCUCCUCACUCCCUCAGACCUCCUCACUCCCUCAGACCUCCUCACUCCCUCAGACCUCCUCACUCCCUCAGACCUCCUCACUCCCCUCAGACUUCCUCACUCCCUCAGACCUCCUCACUCCCUCAGACCUCCUCACUCCCUCAGACCUCCUCACUCCCUCAGACCUCCUCACUCCCCUUAGACCUCCUCACUCCCUCAGACCUCCUCACUCCCCUUAGACCUCCUCACUCCCUCAGACCUCCUCACUCCCUCAGACCUCCUCACUCCCUCAGACCUCCUCACUCCCUCAGACCCACAGACUCAGACCUCCUCACUCCCUCAGACCUCCUCACUCCCCUUAGACCUCCUCACUCCCUCAGACCUCCUCACUCCCUCAGACCUCCUCACUCUCUCAGACCUCCUCACUCCCCUUAG
Molecule: messenger RNA, 4953 nt
Organism: Knipowitschia caucasica
Lineage: Eukaryota; Metazoa; Chordata; Actinopteri; Gobiiformes; Gobiidae
Source: the annotation of a GenBank genome assembly